Molecule: messenger RNA, 1856 nt
Organism: Spinacia oleracea (spinach)
Lineage: Eukaryota; Viridiplantae; Streptophyta; Magnoliopsida; Caryophyllales; Amaranthaceae
Product: probable Histone-lysine N-methyltransferase ATXR5
Exons: 6
Coding region: 372-1505 (377 amino acids)
Molecular function (GO): protein binding
Source: RefSeq, a predicted model, not a curated record
AUUUUCUUUGGCUCCCCUAAAUAAAACCUAACAUAUUUUUAACGGUUAAAAUACAAACAAUGAAAAUACUAGAAAAAUAAUUCAAACAUACGAAAGGGGAAAAUAAUACAUGAGGAGAAAAACUUUUCCUCUUCAAUACCAUCACCAACAAAAACAAAUUUAACCAUUUCCGAUAAAAAUUUUCCACCAUUAAAUUUACAAUGCAAUUUCUUACCACCCUCAGCUCCACCACCACACCGCCACCGUAACCACCAAACCCCACUUGCCGCCGUCUCAAAAUCCCGAAAACCCACCCAAAUUGAGGCUCGAAUUUCCUGUCCCAUCAUAUCUAGAGGCCAUAAAAUCAAAAUCCAAAACCAACCCAGUUGAAAAUGGCACCUUUUAGCUCGACCGAGAAGCUGUUUCCGAUCAAUGGAUCGGUUCAUCGGACGGCGGCUCCCUCGCCGGCGAAUGCACCGGAGACGGGAAAGAAAGAGGGAAAGUUUAAAACAAUGGCGGAGAUACUGGCGAAGGCGAAGUAUGCGGUGGUGGAGAGAGAAGAUUAUUCGGAUGUAAAGUGUGAAGAAUGUGGGUCCGGUGAAGGAGAAGGAGAGUUGUUACUGUGCGAUAAGUGCGAUAAAGGGUUUCAUAUGGGUUGUGUUCGACCCAUCGUUGUUCGGGUUCCAAUCGGAUCCUGGAUUUGCCCGACUUGCUCCGGCCAGCCACGUGUCAGAAGUUUGUCGCAGAAGAAGAUUAUAGACUUUUUUAGAAUUCAGAAGUGUAAGGGUGUAAGCUACACAUUUACUGCUUCUCCUCAAGAUUCCAAGAAGCGCCGAAGACGCCCGGGCACAUUGGUUUGUUACAAGAAGAAAAAGAGGAGACUGCUUCCAUAUGUUCCAACUGAAGAUCUAGCUCAAAGGUUGGAACAAAUGGGUUCUCUUGCUACAGCUUUGACUGCAUUAAAAAUGGAGUUCAGCAAUGAUCUGACCUACUUGCCUGGAAUGGCUCCAAGAUCUGCUAAUCAGGCAAUAUUCGAAGAUGGGGGAAUGCAGGUUUUGUCCAAAGAGGAUCAUGAGACGCUGGAGCAAUGCAGAGCUAUGCUCAGAAGAGGCGAAUGCCCACCCCUAUUGGUAGUUUAUGACUCGUGUGAAGGAUACACUGUUGAGGCUGAUACCCCGAUCAAGGAUAUGACAUUCAUAGCGGAAUACUGUGGAGAUGUGGAUUUUAUAAAAAAUCGAGAGCGGGAUGACUGUGAUAGUUUGAUGACCCUUCUUCUUACAACAGAUCCAUCUAACAGCCUGGUCAUUUGUCCUGAUCGCCGUGGAAAUGUUGCUCGGUUCAUCAGUGGCAUCAACAACCACACUCAGGAAAGUAAGAAGAAACAGAAUCUUAAAUGCGUGAGGUAUGACGUGAAUGGUGAAUGCUGUGUCCUUCUAGUGGCUACUCGUGACAUAGCCAAGGGAGAAAGGCUGUACUAUGAUUAUAAUGGGUACGAGCAUGAGUAUCCGACUCAUCAUUUCAUCUGAAGAAUGCCUGCACAGAGGUUACCGUCUAACUUGGAACAUCAGAGACAUCCCUGUUUAUCUGGGUUCACCAGACCAAAUUUGGGGGUAAUUUAUUCUUCAGGUUAUUUAUUAUUGAUGCACAGCCCGACAUUUUUCUUUUAUCCAGCCAAAUUUAAAAGUAGAUUUUUCUAGGUUAUUUUAGAGAGAGGUCCACAAAUUAUGUGGAGUAGAGAGAACUAUAGAGCAGCCAAAAUGUUUGUGUUAGGAUUACGAUUAUGAUGGAUGGGUCUCUGGCUGGAACUCAACUUUUAAUGAGCAUCCUGAUUUCGAACCACAGCAAAGAAUGAAAAAGAGAGUAAUUUUUCAUUUUCA